AUGAACGAAUUAGAGGAUGAUGCCACACCCGCCCGCCCGCGGCGCAACGGCUCGGCCGAGCUCAACGGCACCCACGAGCCCGCGCUGACGCCCACCGACUACGACGACGAGUUCCUGCGCUACCUGUGGAGGGAGUACCUGCACCCCAAGGAGUACGAGUGGGUGCUCAUCGCCGGCUACAUCAUCGUGUUCGUCGUGGCUCUGGUGGGGAACGUCCUGGUCUGUGUGGCAGUGUGGAAGAAUCACCACAUGAGGACAGUUACCAACUACUUCAUUGUCAACCUUUCCCUGGCUGAUGUGCUAGUGACCAUCACCUGCCUUCCAGCCACCCUGGUUGUUGACAUCACUGAGACCUGGUUUUUUGGACAAUCGCUCUGUAAAGUCAUUCCAUAUUUACAGACUGUGUCCGUGUCAGUGUCGGUGCUCACACUGAGCUGCAUCGCCCUAGAUCGAUGGUAUGCAAUCUGUCACCCACUGAUGUUCAAGAGCACAGCCAGGCGGGCCCGAAACAGCAUUGUCAUCAUCUGGGUCGUAUCCUGCAUCAUCAUGAUUCCCCAGGCCAUCGUCAUGGAGUGUAGCAGCAUGCUGCCUGGCCUGGCCAAUAAAACCACUCUCUUCACAGUGUGUGACGAGCACUGGGGAGGUGAAAUUUACCCAAAGAUGUAUCACAUCUGCUUCUUCUUGGUGACAUAUAUGGCACCCCUAUGUCUUAUGGUGUUGGCUUAUCUGCAAAUAUUUCGUAAACUCUGGUGCCGACAGAUUCCUGGGACCUCUUCUGUGGUUCAGAGGAAAUGGAAGCCCCUGCAGCCCACGUCGCAGCCUCGAGGGUCAGUGCCACAGACCAAGUCCAGGAGUAGUGCUGUGGCGGCGGAGAUAAAGCAGAUCCGAGCCAGGAGGAAAACCGCCCGGAUGCUCAUGGUGGUGCUCCUGGUGUUUGCAAUCUGUUACCUACCCAUCAGUGUCCUCAACGUGCUCAAGAGGGUCUUUGGGAUGUUCACACACACUGAAGACAGAGAGACUGUCUAUGCUUGGUUUACAUUUUCACACUGGCUUGUAUAUGCCAAUAGUGCUGCAAACCCAAUUAUUUAUAAUUUUCUCAGUGGAAAAUUUCGGGAGGAAUUUAAAGCUGCAUUUUCUUGUUCUUGCCUCGGAGUUCACCACCACCAAGAGGACCGCCUCACCCGGGGACGGACCAGCACAGAGAGCAGAAAGUCCCUGACCACACAAGUCAGCAACUUCGAUAACGUGUCAAAACUCUCAGAGCAAGUUGUCCUCACCAGCAUAAGCACACUCCCAGCAGCCAACGGGGCAGGACCACUUCAAAACUGGUAUCUACAACAGGGAGUACCAUCAUCACUACUGUCAGCCUGGCUGGAGGUCUGAAAGAAGAGACUGAGUGUCCGUGUGAAUCUCAUUCAUUCAUCUCAAAGAUGGUUUGCAAAACAGUUGCAACUGUGUUUUUAAUUUGGUGUGAAAGAUGACAACAGACUAAAAGGCACAUUUGUGCUUUAUAGUGACCUGAAUGGCCACCAAAUUCCCCAUUUUAUUUAGUAAAGUUUCAGUUUUGUGGAAACAGAUCAUUUCUAAGAAUAAUAAUUGUCUAGAAGAAAACUAAUGAAAUCAUUAAGUAAAAGAAACUCUGGGAAUGGAAUGAUGAACCAUGUAUAUGUCCCUCACCAUGUGGGCCCAGGAAUCCCAAGGGAUUUGCAUUUAGAAUGGUUACCUUCAUAGGACAAGUGGUGAAGAGACCAGGGUUCCUAAACCAUGCCAAUAUUGUGGGGGGAAAUGGUCAACUACUUACCUCGUUAUUUGCUAAUGACACAAUGAGAAGACUUCUUAGGAAAAAAUUUGUUUGGAAACUCACUUAUGCUACAUACUGAAUGUUUAUCUCUAUUUCUACUGUAUUUCAAACGUUCAAUAUAAGAUGUAAAUCCACUGGAUUUAUUAUCAAUAAGAAUGAUGUAAUAACGUUACUCAAUAUGUUUGAUCUUCAUUAUUUCUGAAUAUCUAUAAUAUCAUGAAAUCCUUGAUAUUUUGGAUUCAUUUAUUAUUUAACCUUUGUUUGUGAAAAAUAGGGUAAAAACAUUCCUAAAUUUGACAGAAUGUGGUGAGUUUCUUGAAUGUUACAUAACUUUAUAAAUUAGUGAUGUUUAUUAAAACAAAGUCUCUCCCCGGUGCACACUGAUUUUAUGAAGAAUAUGGUGAAAUGCUUGUGAAUUAUAGACUGAAUUUGUUUAAAUUGGAAGAAUCAGGACAACAGCACCCUAAAGCUAUUUACUGACCCAAAUUGAAAGGAGGGUUACUGUUACUUUGAUGGUAGUAAUAAAAAAUACCAUGUUUUUCACUUGAUAUAAAUCAAAUAGUAAUCAACUACAUUUCAAAAAACAAUCUGUCUAGGAACUACAAUUUAGAAAGCUUUUCAAUGGCAGUUAAUUUUACAACAGAUAAGUUUUCUACUUCCUAUAAGUUACAAAUUAAACAACAAAGCAAAUUCCAUUAGGUUAUUUUCAAAUGGUUUUCAAAUUGCAUGAAACAAAAUCAUAAAAAAUUUAGAGCCAAUAUAUAAGCAGGGAAAUAUUGUUAAUAUGCCUAUUCUAUUACCUUAUAUAACACAGAAAAUGAAGUACAAAAGCAUGGAAAAUGCUAUUAUCCCUCAAAGAGUACAAAGUAAAUUGUUUUCUACACAACUACUGCUAUUCAAAAGGGGAACAAUAGACUCCUCCAACUUGCCACGAAUUUUUAUUUUUUUAAUUUUCUUUAUAAUCUUUGGAGUUAAAAUAUCUUCUAAGCUUUCCUUGAAAUGUGUUUGUAUAGUUUUGCCUGCAUAUGUCACAUCAUAUCAACUGUUAAACAAUUAUACAUGUAAUGCUGUUUAUGCCUAAUUGUACUGUCUUCAUGAAGAAAUGCUUCAUCAAAUGUAAUGUGAUGACACAUCCUUCACUGCAGUUAUCAUGUAUUUCUUAAGUAAAAAAUCAUAUUUAAAUUUCAUAAUCACA
Molecule: messenger RNA, 2996 nt
Organism: Jaculus jaculus (lesser Egyptian jerboa)
Lineage: Eukaryota; Metazoa; Chordata; Mammalia; Rodentia; Dipodidae
Gene: Hcrtr2
Product: hypocretin receptor 2
Exons: 9
Coding region: 1-1383 (460 amino acids)
Biological process (GO): G protein-coupled receptor signaling pathway; feeding behavior; circadian sleep/wake cycle process
Cellular component (GO): membrane
Molecular function (GO): orexin receptor activity
Source: RefSeq, a predicted model, not a curated record